AUGGCUUCUCAACUACUCCCCCUCGAACUCAUCGACAAGUGCGUUGGCUCGCGCAUCUGGGUCGUCAUGAAGGGUGACAAAGAAUUCACCGGGACGCUAGUGGGCUUCGACGAUUACGUCAACAUGGUUCUUGAAGACGUAACCGAGUUCGACUACUCUGGCACCCACACAAAACUUAAGAAGAUCCUGUUAAACGGGAACAAUAUUUGCAUGUUGAUUCCCGGUGGCGAAGGGCCAACAGGUAUAGCCGCAUCAUGA
Messenger RNA from Dichotomopilus funicola, 258 nucleotides. RefSeq lists its product as uncharacterized. Gene Ontology annotation, molecular function: RNA binding. Gene Ontology annotation, cellular component: U6 snRNP; Lsm1-7-Pat1 complex; U4/U6 x U5 tri-snRNP complex. Bases 1 to 258 code for a protein of 85 amino acids. Gene Ontology annotation, biological process: mRNA splicing, via spliceosome. The transcript has 6 exons. The record is from RefSeq and is a predicted model, not a curated record. Lineage: Eukaryota; Fungi; Ascomycota; Sordariomycetes; Sordariales; Chaetomiaceae.